Aureobasidium pullulans EXF-150 is the source of this 1598-nucleotide messenger RNA. RefSeq lists its product as uncharacterized. NCBI's taxonomy places the organism in Eukaryota, Fungi, Ascomycota, Dothideomycetes, Dothideales, Saccotheciaceae. The transcript has 2 exons. The record is from RefSeq and is a predicted model, not a curated record. The coding region runs from base 25 to 1251 and encodes 408 amino acids.
CCAUACCAUUCUCUAUAAUUUAUCAUGCCUCCCAAGGGUUCAAAAAAGAGAGCUGCCGACACCUCUGCCGGCGCCUCCCAGUCAAAAAGCACAAAGACCAAUGCCUCCACAUCAGCCGGAGCUGCCUCAGAGGAGCAGCAGAGAGACCCCAGCGUCGAAGUGACAGGUUCAAAUGAGCAACCCAAUGACGCUUCGAACGACGACUCCAAUACUGAAGAUCAUGAAAUGCACGAAGACAAGAUCAAGAACGACCCCUACACAUACAUCACGAACUGCGCCCCUCGUUUCGAAUUCGAAUCCCGCUACAACAAGGAGCACGAAGAUGACGACGACUUUGACGAGGAAAAAGCCAGCGAGCUCUGGGCAGAUGAACACAACGACAGAAAAUGUGCUUGCUUCAACAAGGACCGCACCGAUGGCUGGACCAUGAUGCGCAAAGCCUUUGCUCGCAAGAUGGAUGCCGAGACCAUUGAGAUCCCUCAGCGUGAUCAGGACAUGUUCGGCAUGUAUGUUUACAAUGACUUUACUGGUUACGGAUAUCAAGAAGUUGUUGAGAACAACAUGGCCGAGUUCAACAAGGUAUUGAAUGACAAGGAUGGCAAGACCGAGGAGCUGUGGACCAUCCUCGAGUCCAUGGCAUGGUGGAUCGUAGAUGAGCCCAAUGCGCCUUGGCAUAUGAUUGAUGAUGGCGAGCGUUCGUGGUUGACAUACAGUCUGCUGGGCUUCAUGUUGUUGGCUGCCUUGAACCGCAUGGAUCGUGAAGGCGACUUCAAGGUGGACUCAAAGUACAAGGAUCUGUCACUGGUACUGGGCGUCUGGGCAAAGGCUGCCGAUGAUCUUGGUGGCGAUGUCAGCGAUCCUCUUGACGAUGGCAAGAGUGGCAGCUCCGACAUGGGCGAUUACGCUGGCUUCAACCUCCUCUGGUUCCGCUACCUCCUCGCCUUCGCAAAAGAGAAUAGCGUUCCCAUCCAAGGCGUCACAGAUGUCGAUGACAAGAUCGAAGAAUGGUACUCGCAGAUAGAUGGUAAAGUCAAGUUGCCACCGAAGAAGGAGGACCGCUUCGGCUGGAAGACCAAGUUAAACAAGUACACCAAAUCAUACGGCAAAGGCGGUAAGAUUGGCGGACAAGAAUUCAGGAUUCCCCUCUGGACUCGCGAGAAGCGCAAGAAGUACGCCUUUGACAAGAAGGACCCUCUCAGUGAUGAGCAAAUCAAUGCCCUGAAAGAUGGCAUGGUUCUGCAGAUGAUGUAAGCCAUCGUGUACAAAUCAUCAAAACCACCCUUUUCUCACGAAUCAUGUAUAUCAAUCUUUGGCUUGUAGAAUGCAAGAUAAUCUUUUGGAUCAUGACGAACUUUUUCCAUUGAAACACAACGAUUAUGACGCCGCACAGACGCUGAUAUCGACAUGUAACAUUGCGCUUUGUGACCCUAGCUCUGGCUUUUAUUCUCGUACUGGACGAUACGCUGCUUUCGCUGGACAGCUUCCUCGAUCAGGAAGUCAGCGUCAUUUAGGCAGUUGCCGGUCACUGGUCGCUAGACUCCGGGCCGAUUCUUAAAGUAAUGCUUCCAUGAAGAAUACAAAAUAAAUGUCGAUUGGUC